Molecule: messenger RNA, 727 nt
Organism: Vitrella brassicaformis
Lineage: Eukaryota; Vitrellaceae
Source: the annotation of a GenBank genome assembly
UUAGGUAUGAGCCGGUGUCGGUGUCCAGUAAGGCCACUUCAGCUUCAAGCUGCUGCAAGUCAAUACACACGACACCAGAUCUAUCGGUGCUAUCCGUCUGAUGCAGCGUGAUGUACCUUCUCUGCAGCCUUCCAGAGAAAUGCCUCAACUUUAAGUCUGAGGACACAGAGACAUAAGAACAAAUGCACAAAGGAGAGGACUAAGGAUGCCUUUACCUUCGAAUCGUGAGGUCCUCAAUGGCCUUAUUCUGUAGCAUGAAAAGCUCCGGAUUCUAUCCCUGGCAAGUAAGGAUGUGUGUAUGUGAGCAUUUGUUGUCUGUCAUUAGGUUGAUUGCAUGCUAUGAUGAGAAGACCUCAGUGCGCUCGGCUGCGAUGAGAAGAGUGAGGACCAUGUGGACCCGCACCGGAGCUUGCGAGAGGAUUCGACCAAAUCAAGGUACGCAUGGGGAGACAAGACGUGUGUGCAUACUGCUCAUCUCUUACACUGAAUUCGUCAAUUUCAUGAAGUGUCCCUUCGGUAAGGACAUCACAUCGUGAUUACCUGAUACGAACAUACACAUGCAGAAACGACCUAUGUACCCGUGCUUGUCCAUUUUAUGCCUACCAGUGAAAGGCUCCCACAUGUCGCUCCCAUCGCCCUUGCAGAUGCUGUAUUUGUACUCCAACCUCCCUCCAGCAGGCAGCAGCAGCUGCUUAAUGCGAGAGCGUGCGGGAAGAGUUUGAGGCAU